AUUCAGCUAUUGCAUUGCCUGGAAAGUUCGACUGCCGGUGGCGAAUCAAUAUUGCAGGAUGGCUUUAUGGCCGCAAAAGUAUUGCGUAACGAAAGCCCGGAACAUUUCGAAAUACUCAGUCGCCAAUGGAUUAAUUAUCGCUUUCAGGACAGCACAACCGAUUUGCAAUCGCGUGUCGCCAUGUUCGAAGUUAACGACUUAAACGAAGUGAUUAAGGUUCGAUUCAAUAACCGGUCGAUUGAUACAAUUAAACUAGAACCAUCACGCGUCAAAGCCUUUUAUGCUGCCUAUCGGCACUACGCCGAAAUUAUCGAACGCGAAGAUUUACAGAUUACCUUCAAGCUCGCCGCAGGUGAAUUAAUGAUGUUCGAUAACACCCGUGUACUGCAUGCUCGCAAGGCCUAUUCCGAUGGCGGCCUGCGUCACCUACAGGGCGCCUAUAGCGAUCUCGACGGUCUUUACA
Molecule: messenger RNA, 463 nt
Organism: Priapulus caudatus
Lineage: Eukaryota; Metazoa; Priapulida; Priapulimorpha; Priapulimorphida; Priapulidae
Product: probable gamma-butyrobetaine dioxygenase
Exons: 1
Biological process (GO): carnitine biosynthetic process
Cellular component (GO): mitochondrion
Molecular function (GO): oxidoreductase activity
Source: RefSeq, a predicted model, not a curated record